Molecule: messenger RNA, 1878 nt
Organism: Macadamia integrifolia
Lineage: Eukaryota; Viridiplantae; Streptophyta; Magnoliopsida; Proteales; Proteaceae
Product: DEAD-box ATP-dependent RNA helicase 10
Molecular function (GO): nucleic acid binding; ATP binding
Source: RefSeq, a predicted model, not a curated record
GGGCCGUUCCGUCGGGGGUGUUUCGUUUCAAGUUUAUAGAAAUUGGAACUAUCGUUCCCCAUAGUUCAUUAUGUCCAGUGGAGUUCGCGCAUAGGGAGAGAGGAGAGAAGAGAACGAUACUCAACUGCAGAGCAGGUUUUCGGACCUAUUUUGGGGCUUUUUCGACUACCGUAACUGAUUCCAAAUUCCAGUAAGGCAUCGAUAGAUUUUGGGGUUCAGAAUCUUCGGCCUUCAGCGAUUUGAGGAGGAAUUUGUUCGUUAUCCUCAAAUAGCUUAUACAGAGAGAGUGCUCGGUUCACUCCUUUGCCUAGUUCGUCGGCUUCUUCACAGAGAAUCAGAUACAGCUAAUUGUGUGAAAUGGCUGAAGAGAACGAAGAUACACAGACAUUCAAGGGUUUGGGCAUUUGUGAUGAACUGGGGGUGGUCUGUGAUAGCUUGGGUUGGAAAACCCCAUCGAAAAUCCAGUCUGAAGCUAUUCCUUAUGCACUUCAAGGGAAAGAUUUGAUUGGAUUAGCCCCCACGGGUUCCGGUAAGACUGCAGCCUUUGCUCUCCCCAUUAUCCAGUCUCUUUUAGAUUCUCCAAAAGCAUCACAAGCAUUCUUUGCUUGCGUGCUUUCUCCAACAAGGGAACUUGCAAUUCAGAUUGCUGAACAGUUUGAAGCUUUGGGUUCUGGCAUUGGCUUGAAGAGUGCAGUGCUUGUUGGAGGGGUGGAUAUGAUGCAACAGACAAUUGCACUUGCUAAGAGGCCGCAAGUUGUUGUGGGAACACCUGGCCGACUUGUUGAUCAUCUUUCCAAUACAAAGGGUUUUAGCCUUCGGACUUUGAAAUACCUGGUCUUGGAUGAGGCUGAUAGGCUUCUGAAUGAGGAUUUUGAGAAAACAAUUGAUGAGAUCUUGAAGGCUAUUCCCCGGGAGCGGAACACCUUCUUAUUUUCCGCUACUAUGACCAAAAAGGUGCGGAAGCUCCAAAGAGCAUGUUUGAGGAACCCUGUGAAGAUGGAAAUUUCAUCUAAAUAUUCCACGGUUGAUACACUAAAUCAGCAGUUUCGCUUUAUUCCUGCAAAGUAUAAUGCUAUCUUGUUUAUAUUCUUACGGAGAUGUCUGGAAGUACGUCCAUGGUUUUUACUCGUACAUGUGAGCAAACCCGGCUUUUGGCUUUGCUUCUUAGAAAUCUUGGAUUAAGGGCCAUCCCUAUCAGUGGUCAAAUGAGUCAGGCGAAGAGACUUGGAGCAUUAAAUAAGUUCAAGGCUGGAGAAUGUAACAUUCUGAUCUGUACCGAUGUGGCAAGUAGGGGGCUUGAUAUUGCUUCUGUGGAUGUGGUUAUCAAUUAUGAUAUCCCCACCAAUUCCAAGGAUUAUAUUCAUCGUGUUGGUAGAACUGCUCGUGCUGGACGAUCUGGGGUUGCAAUCUCCUUAGUAAAUCAGUAUGAGUUGGAGUGGUAUCUUCAAAUAGAGAAGCUUAUUGGCAAAAAACUUCUGGAGUUUCCUGCUGAAGAGGAGGAAGUUCUAUUACUGCUAGAACGUGUAACAGAAGCCAAAAGAAUUUCACAGAUGAAAAUCAAGGAGACUGGAGGUGGGAAAAAGAAGAGAGGACAAAGCGAUGAUGAAGAAGUAGAUAAAUUCUUAACUUUGAAGAAUGGGAAGUCAUCCAAGAAGUCAAAGAGACAAUGAUGGUUGAGCCAAGAUCUUCCUUUGCAAUUUUGGUUGGUUUCAAAUGGCAUUUUUUCCCACCUGAUUAUACUAUUUAUGGCUCUCAAGCAAAUAGAUUAUUUUUUUUUUCUUUGUGCGCAAUUUGGAUAUCUUUGUGAAUUCAUUUUUGAUAUAUUAGUGAGGAUUCGUUGAGUUAAUGAUUAAACAUCCGUCAAACCAUGCAUAAACA